Ascoidea rubescens DSM 1968 is the source of this 2466-nucleotide messenger RNA. RefSeq names its product serine/threonine protein kinase ATG1 (gene ATG1). Gene Ontology annotation, cellular component: cytoplasm; autophagosome. NCBI's taxonomy places the organism in Eukaryota, Fungi, Ascomycota, Saccharomycetes, Ascoideales, Ascoideaceae. The record is from RefSeq and is a predicted model, not a curated record. Gene Ontology annotation, molecular function: ATP binding; protein serine/threonine kinase activity. Gene Ontology annotation, biological process: autophagosome organization; peptidyl-serine phosphorylation; protein autophosphorylation. The annotation marks the transcript as partial. The transcript is spliced from 4 exons.
UACCAAAUCGAUGCUGAAAUUGGUAAAGGCUCCUUCGCAAACGUCUAUAAAGCCAUCAACAUCAAUUCCAACAAACCUGUUGCAAUCAAAGCUGUCCUACGUUCAAAACUAAAAAACAAAAAGCUCCUAGAAAACCUAGAAAUCGAAAUCCAAAUCCUAAAGGAAAUGAAACAUCCCCACAUUGUCUCCCUACUCGAUUGCAAACAAUCCCUCAACUACUUCCACCUAAUAAUGGAAUACUGCUCUCUAGGCGACCUCUCCUUCUUUAUCAAAAAGAAAAACCAACUAAUCAGCUCAAAUCCAAUCAUACACCAGAUUUUCAAUAAAUACCCUUCUCCUUCCCUCAUAUCCUCAAACAACAAUGACAACAACAAUGUUCCUUCUUCCCUCAAUAACUCACUUUACGCCAAUGGCCUCAACCACCUAAUGAUCCUCCACUUUCUAAAACAGCUAUCCUCCUCCCUCAAAUUCCUAAGAUCAAAAAACUUGGUCCAUAGAGACAUAAAACCUCAAAACCUACUCCUAUGCUAUCCACUACACGAUAAAGCCUCCUUCCAAAACCUAAACUACGUUGGUAUCUGGGACUUACCAAUCCUCAAAAUUGCUGAUUUCGGUUUCGCUAGAUUCCUACCAAACACUUCAAUGGCUGAAACCCUCUGUGGCUCCCCAUUAUACAUGGCCCCUGAAAUACUAAACUACGAAAAAUAUAACGCCAAAGCUGAUUUAUGGUCUGUGGGCGCUGUUCUCUACGAAAUGACUGUCGGUAAACCACCUUUCAGAGCAAACAACCACAUUGAAUUGCUAAGAAAAAUCCAAAAACAAAACGACAAAAUCAUCUUCCCCCACGACUUUCACAUAAACACAAACCUCAAAAUUCUCAUCUCAAGCCUCCUAAGACUAAAUCCAACCGAAAGAAUCAGCUUCCAUGAAUUCUUCAAUGACGAACUAGUCAAUUACGAUUUAUCUCCCUACAACACCACCCAAUCUUCUUCCCUCAACAACUCAAACAUAUCCUCAAAUAACUCAACUAUAGAUGAAAACUUAUUCAUCUCAGAAUUCAUCACCUCACCCCAAAUCAAAGCUCAAAAUCAAAAUAAAAAUCAAAAUCAAAUCCAAAAUCAAAUCCAAAAUCAAACUCAAAAUCAAACCCAAACCCAAACCCAAACCCAAAAUCAAAAUCAAAUCAGAACUCAAAAUCAAAUCAAUUUUAUCAACAAUUCUCCUCCAAAACAAAAACAAAAAUCUUCCUCAAUCCAAAAACAAACUUCAACUUCUCCUCCACAAAUUCUCGAAAUCCCUUCCAAUCGACAAAACGUUCCAACAGCUUCCGACAUAAUCGAAAAAGAUUAUGUUGUUGUUGAAAAAAGAAGUGUCGAAGUUAAUGCUUUGGCUGAUGAAUUGGCUGACAUCGGUACUGGUGCCGUUGCUAUCAAUAACACUAACAACACUAACAACCUUAAUAUUCUCAAUAACAAUAUAAAUCUUAAUAAUAUUCUGAAUCUCACCAACAAUAGUUCUUUUAGUAAUCAAAGAAAAUCAAGUUUUGAAAAUAGAAGAAUUUCACUUUCGUUUUCUCCAACAAAUCCUUUAUCAAAGGCUUUAGGAAUUGCAACUACAAGAUUAUUUCCUACUUUUAAAACCAUCAACCCUACAUCCAACAACAACUCUCCUCCGCAAAACAAUGAUUACAAUAAUCACCGAUUUUCUCCAUCAUCAUCUCCUAACUAUGGAAAUAUGAAUACAAUCUCUAACACUGAUUACGCAAUAAGCUAUGAUGAAGAGGCUGAAAUUAUUAUCCAAUUGGAACCUCUAGCUGCAAAGUCCCAUGCAAUAAAAACUUAUGCUGAUACUAAAUACUCGCAAAUUGUCCCUGCUCCUCCAUCUUCUGCUAUUGAUGAUUCAGAUAGUGAUGAAGAUGAUCAAGAAAACAACGUUUUGCCUCCAAUAUCAAUUAAAUCGCUCGCUGAAGAAGGUUAUGUUUUAUAUUAUAAAUGUUUGUCUUUAUUAGCAAAAGCAAUGCGCAUAACUGGUGAAUGGUGGAAUAAUAACCGAAAUAAUGGAACUCAAAGACCAGCUUCUGUCAGAUUAAAUAAUUUAGUCCAAGGUUGUCGCAAUGAAUUUAAUGAUUGUUUAGAUAAAGCCCGAUUUUUAAGCAUUAAAAUUAAUGAUGUGGUUAAAAAGCUUAAUUUAACCCAACAAAAAUUAGACGUUUUUGCUGAAAAACUAAUUUUUGAUAGAGCUCUAGAGAUAUCUCGAACAGCUGCAGUUAAUGAAAUGGUUGGUGAAAAUUUAGUCUCUUGCGAAAUCGAUUACACAACAGCAUUAUGGAUGCUAGAAGCCUUAAUAGAUGAUGAUAAUUCAACGCAAAAUUAUAAUAAUAGUUUAGAAGUUGGUGAUAGACAAUUAGUAGAAAAAUUCAUUGUUACAAUUGGGAAUAGGGUUACUAUUCUAAGAAGCAGGAUCGAU